AUCAGUGCGGUCAGUACAGUGACUUCAGAAAGCUUUGCUUUGUUUUAUCAGGAUGGAUUUCACUCAGGAUUUGGAGCUUUUCCCGGAGUACUCAGUUACUCAGCUGCUUUUUAAAGAUGUAAAAAACUGUCCAGCAUUGAGAAAGAUGGCAGUGGAGGGACAGAUACAGGGAGCACUGAUCAACCCAUGCAUGGUAGUGGAUCCAUUCCAGACUUUGCUAGCAGCAAAUAAAGCUGUUCAUGUGCAAAAGAUUGGAAAAAUGAAGACAAGGAGCUUGUACUCUGAAAUCAUCUACAAUCUUUCACCCACAAACAAUAUCUCCGAGGCAUUUAAAAGGUUCGGGAUCUCAGACAGUGAUAGUGCAGUUCUCAUCGUUCUGGUCCACAACAAAGAAAAAGCCUUCAGUAAAGACGAGGUCCAGUCCAAAGUGGAUGGUCAGCAGCUGCCGGCUGAUCAAAUCUCUACCCUGACGGACACUGCCAAGAUUAAAAAGCUUUACAAAAUCACACCUGAGGAGGAGAAGUGUGGAACUGUUUUGGAUGCUGUGGUCUGCAGGAUGGCUGCUAAAGAUGUCGUAUAGCUUAAUGUUUUACUACAUGAAAACAUACGUUUAUAUAUAUUUAUGUUAAAGUAAAAGAUGACCUUUUUUAAACAA
This is a messenger RNA of Trichomycterus rosablanca, 655 nucleotides long. It is a transcript of the gene tprkb, whose product is annotated as Tp53rk binding protein. The transcript has 4 exons. Bases 53 to 580 code for a protein of 175 amino acids. Gene Ontology annotation, biological process: tRNA threonylcarbamoyladenosine modification. The record is from RefSeq and is a predicted model, not a curated record. NCBI's taxonomy places the organism in Eukaryota, Metazoa, Chordata, Actinopteri, Siluriformes, Trichomycteridae. Gene Ontology annotation, cellular component: EKC/KEOPS complex; cytosol; nucleus.